Ylistrum balloti is the source of this 1377-nucleotide messenger RNA. Its product is annotated as neuronal acetylcholine receptor subunit beta-3-like. The transcript has a single exon. The record is from RefSeq and is a predicted model, not a curated record. Gene Ontology annotation, molecular function: neurotransmitter receptor activity; transmembrane signaling receptor activity; extracellular ligand-gated monoatomic ion channel activity. Lineage: Eukaryota; Metazoa; Mollusca; Bivalvia; Pectinida; Pectinidae. Gene Ontology annotation, biological process: regulation of membrane potential; signal transduction; chemical synaptic transmission. Bases 1 to 1377 code for a protein of 458 amino acids. Gene Ontology annotation, cellular component: neuron projection; membrane; synapse.
AUGGCAGGGAUUAUGUUAAAGCAGUUUUUGAUGUGUUUGAUGUGGAUUAGCCUCGUCGGUACAACGUAUGGUGUAGGCACUCUCAAUGUAUCCGCCACCCAGGUGAAAACUUGGUAUACGGCAGUUCUGGCGUCUUAUCAAGACGAUGUGAUACCUACAGAUGAUACUAGUAAUGUCCUUACGGUGACCAUAGACUACUCUAUUAGAGCCAUCACAGAGUUUGACGAGUUGGCCGGAACUCUAGCCACUGUGGGUGUCUUGGACGUCAGCUGGACAAGUCAACUCACAUGGAACCCAAACGACUAUGAUGGAGUUGAUCGGUUCAUCAUGAACAGAGAGGAUGUGUGGCAUCCGCCAAUCACCCUCUAUAACGCUGUCGAUGCGCUAAAGGUUCUGGGUCACAAGUACAACAAAGUGACCGUCAUGUACGAUGGUCGGACGACCUGGUCUCCACCGGUCAUCCUCAAGGCUGGCUGUUCUGUCAAUGUACUGAACUAUCCGUUUGAUUCCCAGAACUGUUCAAUCGAUAUAAUACCAUGGGACUUUCAAUUGAACGAGAUCUUGUUAGUUACCUCCAGAACGGACAUCGAUACUACUCUUUACGAGGAAAACUUGGUGUGGAACUUGGUAACGACUACCAUAGAAUCAUCUACCAUUGACGGUAAAUCUAUGAUCAGUUUUAAAGUCGACCUUCUGCGUCGACCUAUGUGGUACAUUAUUGUGAUGAUUGUACCCGUACUUUUGCUCGGAGUUCUCACCGUCUUCUCCUUUUACAUUCCCGUUCCCGAGGGACGCGUGGGCUACGCGAUGACAGCUUUCCUGACAUUUUCCGUGUUUUUGAUUCUAAUAGGAGACAAUAUUCCGAAAUCUUCUGACCCCAUGUCUCUGUUGUCAUGGUAUGUUGUGUGCGAGGUGGCCUUCGGAGGCCUGACAACAAUGGUCACCAUCUUCACGGUCCGUUGGCAUAUCAAAGACGACGAGAUUCCCGUGCCGCACAUUGUAAUGACGUUUGUAGCUUGUCUGUGCUGUAAAGUGUGUCAGAAUCCGAACAAAAACCUGAAGGUGCAUCCCGCCAAACAGUCACUUAAGCAGAAAGAUCCACACACGUGGAUAAACAUACACGGAAACACGUUUGAAAUGAAGGCUCUGGAUCAACUUCCACAAGGCAUCAAAUUUGGAGCUCCCAACCAGAAAUGGAAAACGAUCGAAGAGGAGGAGGAAGUUGACAUGGAUUUUAGUGAACUUUGUUAUGUACCCAAAGUUAGCUGGGUUACAGUGGCAAGGACGCUUGAUCAUUUCUUUUUCGUUCUCUUCCUUGGUGGUCAAAUAGCUCUACUGGCUAUUUUCAUUGUCCCUCUGGUUGUCCAAUAUUACUGA